Cyphellophora europaea CBS 101466 is the source of this 240-nucleotide messenger RNA. RefSeq lists its product as uncharacterized. Lineage: Eukaryota; Fungi; Ascomycota; Eurotiomycetes; Chaetothyriales; Cyphellophoraceae. Gene Ontology annotation, molecular function: nucleic acid binding. The coding region runs from base 1 to 240 and encodes 79 amino acids. The transcript has a single exon. The record is from RefSeq and is a predicted model, not a curated record.
AUGCAUGGCGGCUGCUCUGGCCUCACCUCCCUACGAAUCCAGCACUCUCAUGUGAUUGAUACCUUUACGCUCUGGGAUUAUUUUGGACAGAAAUUCGAAGGUGGUCGAGGCUUGAGGGACCUGACCAAGAUAUGCACUGGUAGAAACAUUCAGAUGGGACAUGGUCACGACAGCUUGGAAGAUGCUCUGGCCACUCGUGAGCUAGCCAUUAGCUUCAUGGACAUAAUUCCCGAUGCGUAA